This is a messenger RNA of Rangifer tarandus platyrhynchus (Svalbard reindeer), 3198 nucleotides long. The record is from the annotation of a GenBank genome assembly. NCBI's taxonomy places the organism in Eukaryota, Metazoa, Chordata, Mammalia, Artiodactyla, Cervidae.
AUGAAUCAUGAUUUUCAAGCUCUUGCAUUAGAAUCUCGGGGAAUGGGAGAGCUUUUGCCUACCAAAAAAUUUUGGGAACCUGAUGAUUCAACAAAAGAUGGACAAAAAGGCAUAUUUCUUGGGGAUGAUGAAUGGAGAGAGACUGCAUGGGGAACUUCUCACCAUUCAAUGUCCCAGCCCAUUAUGGUACAGAGAAGAUCUGGACAGGGUUUUCAUGGAAACAGUGAAGUAAAUGCAAUAUUGUCUCCUCGAUCAGAAAGUGGAGGCCUUGGUGUGAGCAUGGUAGAAUAUGUAUUAAGUUCUUCUCCUGCUGAUAAAUUGGAUUCUCGAUUUAGGAAGGGAACUUUUGGCACUAGAGAUGCUGAAACAGAUGGACCUGAGAAAGGAGAUCAAAAAGGCAAGGCUUCUCCAUUUGAGGAGGACCAAAACAGAGAUCUUAAGCAAGGAGAUGAUGAUGAUUCUAAAAUAAAUGGCAGAGGUUUGCCAAAUGGAAUGGAUGCCGAUUGCAAAGAUUUUAAUCGUACUCCUGGAAGUCGUCAAGCCUCUCCAACUGAAGUAGUUGAGCGCCUGGGCCCCAAUACUAAUCCCCCAGAAGGAUUGGGGCCUCUUCCUAAUCCUACAACUAACAAACCACUUGUUGAAGAAUUUUCAAAUCCUGAAACUCAGAAUCUGGAUGCCAUGGAACAAGUUGGUCUGGAUUCCUUACAGUUUGACUAUCCUGGUAAUCAGGUACCAAUGGACUCCUCAGGAGCUACUGUAGGCCUUUUUGACUACAAUUCCCAGCAGCAGCUCUUUCAGAGGACUAAUGCACUAACAGUUCAGCAGUUAACUGCAGCUCAGCAGCAGCAGUAUGCAUUAGCCACAGCUCAGCAGCCACAUAUAGCUGGUGUAUUUUCAGCAGGCCUUGCUCCAGCUGCAUUUGUGCCAAAUCCAUAUAUUAUUAGUGCUGCUCCUCCAGGGACUGAUCCAUAUACUGCAGCAGGAUUGGCUGCAGCAGCUACAUUAGCAGGUCCGGCAGUGGUUCCACCUCAGUAUUAUGGUGUUCCGUGGGGGGUGUAUCCAGCCAAUUUAUUUCAGCAGCAAGCUGCAGCUGCGGCAAACAACACAGCAAAUCAACAAGCAGCAUCACAAGCUCAGCCUGGACAGCAACAGGUUCUCCGUGCUGGGGCAGGUCAGCGCCCUCUUACUCCCAAUCAGGGCCAGCAAGGGCAGCAAGCUGAAUCACUUGCAGCAGCAAAUCCAACUUUGGCUUUUGGUCAGGGUCUUGCUACCGGCAUGCCAGGCUAUCAAGUACUAGCUCCAACUGCCUAUUAUGAUCAGACUGGUGCCUUAGUGGUUGGCCCUGGAGCAAGAACUGGCCUUGGAGCUCCAGUUCGGUUAAUGGCUCCAACACCUGUUUUAAUUAGUUCAGCAGCAGCACAAGCUGCAGCGGCAGCAGCAGCUGGAGGAACUGCGAAUAGUCUCACAGGCAGCACAAAUGGUCUGUUCCGGCCAAUUGGCACUCAGCCACCACCGCAGCAGCAGCAGCAGCAGCCGCCAAGCACUAAUCUGCAGUCUAAUUCAUUUUAUGGGAGCACUUCUCUGACUAAUAGCUCCCAGAGCAGUUCUUUAUUUUCUCACGGACCUGGCCAACCUGGAAGUACAUCUCUUGGCUUUGGAAGCAGUAGCUCUCUGGGUGCUGCUAUAGGGUCAGCCCUCAGUGGAUUUGGUUCAUCAGUUGGCAGUUCUGCAAGUAGUAGUGCCACAAGGAGAGAGUCUCUAUCUACUAGCUCUGACUUGUACAAAAGAUCUAGUAGCAGCCUAGCACCCAUAGGGCAACCAUUUUACAAUAGUCUGGGAUUUUCCUCCUCUCCAAGUCCAAUAGGCAUGCCUCUGCCAAGCCAAACUCCAGGACAUUCACUUACGCCACCGCCAUCACUUUCAUCACAUGGAUCCUCAUCCAGUUUGCAUUUAGGAGGACUGACAAAUGGUAGUGGUCGAUAUAUCUCUGCAGCACCUGGAGCAGAAGCAAAAUACCGAAGUGCUUCGGGCACUUCCAGUCUAUUUAGCUCCAGCAGCCAGCUCUUUCCUCCUUCUCGGCUUCGGUAUAAUAGGUCUGAUAUUAUGCCUUCUGGCCGAAGUAGAUUAUUAGAAGAUUUCAGAAACAACCGCUUCCCAAACCUUCAACUUAGAGACUUGAUUGGACACAUAGUUGAGUUUUCUCAAGACCAGCAUGGUUCUAGAUUCAUACAGCAAAAGCUAGAGAGAGCUACUCCAUCUGAGCGACAGAUGGUUUUUAAUGAAAUUCUACAAGCAGCCUAUCAAUUAAUGACAGAUGUUUUUGGCAACUAUGUCAUACAGAAAUUUUUUGAGUUUGGGAGUUUGGAUCAAAAAUUAGCCCUAGCUACUCGUAUUCGUGGUCAUGUUCUACCCUUAGCAUUGCAGAUGUAUGGCUGCCGUGUUAUUCAGAAAGCAUUAGAGUCUAUUUCGUCUGACCAGCAGGUAAUUAGUGAAAUGGUAAAGGAGCUCGAUGGUCAUGUACUCAAAUGUGUGAAAGAUCAAAAUGGAAACCACGUUGUACAAAAGUGUAUUGAAUGUGUUCAGCCACAGUCACUGCAGUUCAUCAUUGAUGCUUUCAAAGGACAAGUAUUUGUACUUUCAACUCAUCCUUAUGGCUGCAGAGUAAUCCAGCGCAUCCUGGAGCAUUGCACUGCAGAGCAGACCUUACCUAUCUUAGAAGAACUCCACCAACAUACGGAGCAGUUGGUACAGGAUCAGUAUGGCAAUUAUGUUAUUCAGCAUGUACUGGAACAUGGUCGACCUGAAGACAAGAGCAAAAUUGUUUCUGAAAUCCGAGGAAAGGUGUUAGCCUUGAGUCAACACAAAUUUGCCAGCAAUGUAGUAGAAAAGUGUGUUACUCAUGCCUCCCGUGCUGAGAGAGCUUUACUGAUUGAUGAAGUUUGCUGCCAGAAUGAUGGUCCUCACAGUGCCUUAUACACCAUGAUGAAGGACCAGUAUGCCAAUUAUGUCGUUCAGAAGAUGAUUGAUAUGGCUGAACCUGCUCAGAGAAAGAUAAUCGUGCACAAGAUUCGACCUCAUAUUACUACUUUGCGCAAAUAUACAUAUGGAAAGCAUAUACUGGCCAAGUUGGAAAAAUAUUAUUUGAAAAAUAGCCCAGAUCUAGGGCCUAUUGGAGGACCACCAAAUGGAAUGCUGUAA